Messenger RNA from Trifolium pratense (red clover), 888 nucleotides. Its product is annotated as ABA-responsive protein ABR17-like. Gene Ontology annotation, biological process: abscisic acid-activated signaling pathway; defense response. Gene Ontology annotation, molecular function: signaling receptor activity; protein phosphatase inhibitor activity; abscisic acid binding. The coding region runs from base 107 to 580 and encodes 157 amino acids. Gene Ontology annotation, cellular component: cytoplasm; nucleus. The transcript has 2 exons. The record is from RefSeq and is a predicted model, not a curated record. NCBI's taxonomy places the organism in Eukaryota, Viridiplantae, Streptophyta, Magnoliopsida, Fabales, Fabaceae.
UCAAAAAACGCAUCACAUACCAAUUUAGUUGUAUUCAUAUUAUAUAAACUUCUUCUCCCAUUUUCUUCUUGCAUAUUAAUCCUUUUUAGUUAUCUUAAUAUACAUCAUGGGUGUUUUUGCUUUUGAAGAUGAUUUCGUUUCAACUGUUGCUCCACCUAAACUAUACAAAGCUCUUGCAAAAGAUGCCGAUGAAAUCGUCCCAAAGGUGAUUCCGGUUAUCCAAGGUGUUGAAAUUGUUGAAGGAAAUGGUGGACCUGGAACCAUCAAGAAACUAACCGCUGUUGAAGAUGGCAAAACCAGCUUUAUUCUACACAAAGUAGGAGCAGUGGAUGAGGCAAAGUUAGGAUACAACUACAGUUUAGUUGGAGGAACAGGGUUGGAUGAAAGCUUAGAGAAAGUUGAAUUUGAGACAAGUGUUGUGGCUGGUUCUGAUGGUGGAUCCAUUGUUAAGAUUUCAGUGAAAUACCACACUAAAGGUGAUGCAGCUUUAUCUGAUGCAGUUCGUGAUGAAACUAAGGGCAAAGGAACUGGUCUUCUUAAGGCUAUUGAGGGUUAUGUUUUGGCUAAUCCUAAUUAUUGAUUAAAUCUAUACUUGGUUUAAUUUUGGCUUUGUGUGUCAUGAGAAUAAUAAUUGAUGUGGUUGUUUAAUUUACAUCAUGAUAUUUAGUGUCGGUUUGAGUGUUGCUUUGGGUGUAUUUGGUUGGUUCAAUGUUUGAAUAUAAAAAACCUAUGUUGUGUUGGUGUUAAGGUUUUGCACCAUCUGUAUCCUCGAAUAAAUAAUGCAAAAGAAUUUCAUACCACUUUUUCAUUUUAUUAUUAUUGUUUCAUGUCGGUAAAUGAAAUGACAAAUACUGAAAUACUAUUGGAAUUGAGUUAGGAUCCUCUCUA